This is a messenger RNA of Striga hermonthica, 263 nucleotides long. Lineage: Eukaryota; Viridiplantae; Streptophyta; Magnoliopsida; Lamiales; Orobanchaceae. The record is from the annotation of a GenBank genome assembly.
GCUCGUGUAGCAGCAGCAGCGGCGAUGCCACCACCACCACCACCAGAUCCAACACAAGGGCAGGGAGGAGUGCUGGCACAAGGAGGAGUGCCACCACAGGCAGCCAUACAAGCCCCCGGCCAACAAAUGGUGGCAAUGACCCGAGAGGAGAUGCAGAGGAUACCGGCGGCCGCGGCGGCGCAGACGGUGCAGCAAGUUGCGAGUCAUACAUCUCAUUCCACCACUGCGCCGACCACGGUGGCCGGAAGCCAGGAUGAGGAUGU